UACAAAAGACGUUGGUAAUAGCAUUGAAGUUAAGUAAAGAAAUGAAGUGUUGCCAACUGAUUAGUAAAUGAUUGUGUGAUUUAUAAAUAAUCAAAAAAAGCAGUGUCAAAACUUGAAUUAAACGUGAUUUUGUUGUGAGCAAGAGGAUUGAAAAAGUUAUCACAAUUGAGGGUCAAGAAGAAGCACAAUCUGAAGACAGUCUUCCACAAGGUGGUCAACCACCAGUAGAAGAGCCUUCUGCCGAACCCGCCACAAGCGACGAAGAUUCUAAAUCAUCGGACAUAGUGUCAAGUGGUACCGGGGAUAUUGGUGAAGCUGGAAAAAUGACGGAAAUGACUUCUGACGUCAAUAUGGAGCACGGAUCUCAGACAAAGGUGUAUGGUGGAUGCGAAGGUCCAGAUGCCAUGUAUGUAAAGUUAAUCUCAUCGGAUGGCCAUGAGUUCAUUGUUAAGCGUGAACAUGCAUUAACAUCUGGUACAAUUAAAGCUAUGUUAAGUGGUCCUGGACAGUUUGCGGAGAAUGAAGCUAAUGAAGUGAAUUUUAGAGAAAUACCGUCUCACGUUUUGCAAAAAGUUUGUAUGUACUUUACAUAUAAAGUACGUUACACAAACAGCUCAACAGAAAUACCAGAGUUCCCAAUUGCACCAGAGAUUGCCUUGGAAUUAUUAAUGGCUGCAAACUUUUUAGAUUGUUGAAUGAUUAUUAUUUUUUUUUAUUUUGUGUAAUAUUCAGCAUUCUAAUAAUAUUUAAUAACUUAAAAAAAAGAAAAUACACCAAAUCUCGGGUAUGUGUUUGUAUAACUUGAGAUUCACACAACCAGCCUGCUAAUUAAUUACUUAAUAAUAUAAUAAAU
Messenger RNA from Chrysoperla carnea, 853 nucleotides. It is a transcript of the gene EloC, whose product is annotated as elongin-C. NCBI's taxonomy places the organism in Eukaryota, Metazoa, Arthropoda, Insecta, Neuroptera, Chrysopidae. Gene Ontology annotation, cellular component: elongin complex. The record is from RefSeq and is a predicted model, not a curated record. Bases 324 to 695 code for a protein of 123 amino acids. Gene Ontology annotation, molecular function: protein-macromolecule adaptor activity. The transcript is spliced from 3 exons. Gene Ontology annotation, biological process: ubiquitin-dependent protein catabolic process.